AUGUCGCCAGCUGGCGACUGCCGAGUGGUUGCUGCCACUGGUGACGUGGAUGCUGACGUUGACGGUGAUGUGGAUGCUGACUUGUCGCAAUCCGCCUCGCAGGUUGCGAGCGAGGCACAGAAACCCCCGGAUGAAUCACAAGGACCACAGUCACACCGCCCCUUGCUCGAGAUGCAUCAACCCUCGUUUGAAUCACACAGACCCUCGCUUGAGUCACGCAAACCCUCGUCUGAAUCACGCAAGGCCUCGUUUGAGGAACGCGUGUGUGAGGACUCCCUUUCCGCCCUGGGCUCUCUAAUUGAUCCGGACUUGGCUUUAAGGAGACAGCUGGUCUGUGAAGCAGUGGUUGAGGCGUUUGGAAGAGAGGAGCAUGGAGGAAAGGGGUGGUAUGGUGCAUGGGAGGACGAGGAUGAGGCGAGUGGGGAGGGGGAAGGAGGCGAGGAGGAAGAACGGGAGAAGGGAGAGGGGGAGGAAAGGAGGGAUGAGGUGGGGGAAAGGACGGAGGGAGAGGACGGGGUUGGGAGAUUGAGAGAUGGAGCAGGGAGAGCAGGCGAAAAGGGAGAGGAGAAGAGUGGGAUGGAAAGUGGAGGGGUGGAGGGUGGAGAAUUGAAGAGUGGUGUGAUGGUGAGUGGAGUGGCUAGUAAUGUGGAGGGAGAGAGAGUGCCAGCUGUAAGUGAGAAAGGGAGCGUGGAGGGUUCAAGGGAGGAGGAAGCGGAGACAAGGGAGGGAGGUUCGAAGGAGAUGGAGGAAAAUGAGAAGAGGGAGAGGAGGGAGAGGAGGGAGAGGAGAAUGGGUAGGGACGAGAGAAGGCGGAGAUUAGAGAGAGCUAGGGAAAGAGAGAGGAGGAAGAGAGUGGCCGAGCAAAACUUAGACGAGCGGCAGAGGGACAUGCAACGAGAACGAGAGUUGAGACGACUCAGAACGCAAGCAGCAGGGCUGCGGCUGAUGCAGGGGAGGGGGGACGAGAGAUGGAGGAGCCCUCUAGAGGAGGAGGUGUCUCGACUUGCUUCCUUCAUCAGAUUCCAAGAGCGGCAGAGAGAGCAGCAACUAGCAGCAUCAGCCGCCGCCGCAGCAGCAGCAGCAGCAGCAGAGGGAGCGGAGUGCGCAGAGGGAGCGGAGGGAUUAGGGCGAGAGGGUGUGGGUGAGCUGGGGCAAUGCCCUGCAGGGGACCUGGAGAGUCCUUUUCCCAAUGCUGCUGCUGCUGCUGCUGGUGCUACUGGUGAUGCUGCUAUGGGUGGGAGGCGGUUGGGAGGGGUGGUGUCACGAAUCAUGGGUAACCAGCGUCUGCUGUGCUAUUUCAUGGUGGACCCAUCACACGGCCCCUCCUGCUUCGCCUGGAACGCCCUCCCUGCCGCCUUCCCCUACCUUCAGGGUUUCCAGACCUUAACAGUGAACCUUUAUAUCCAGCACAAGGUCCCAGCAGCGCCCCCCUGUGUGGUGCGCCUGGUUAAUUCCCCCCCACUCGAGAGUUCCUCUGAGCAUGUAACUAAUGUGACUGUACGAGGGGGCGAGGAUAAGGGUCUGAACGAGGGACAAGAAGCAGCAGGGACAGAUGCCGCUGCAAGGAGGGGCACAUCAGGAAACGCAGACGCCACAACAGCACAUGCAGCAGCAGCAGCAGCAGCAGCAGCAGCAGCAGCAGCAGCAGCAGCAGCAGCAGCGGCGGCGGCAACCAGCACUGAAACCCCUCCUUCCACCACCUCUCCCUCUUCUCCUCCCAGCUCCAUUCUCGGAACCCUCGCAGAAGCAUCCCCUAUACAAGCAUGCAUGGAGCGCUUGUCGAAUCCUGAUGAGGUGAAAGGGCGGGUGGUGGUGGUGAUGCGUGGGGGGUGCUCUUUCCAACAGAAGGUGGUAGCAGCACAGAGAGCAGGCGCUGCUGCUGUGAUUGUUGUGAACCAUGUUAUGGGGGGAGGGGCGCUCAGUAUGGCCCCUGAUAUUCCCCAUUCUGAUGCUGUUGCAGCUGAUGGUGGGGUGUUGAAGGGCGGUGAAGGGACGGAUUUCGAUACAGUCACACCUGAUUCUGGAGUGUUGCAGGGUGGUGAAGGAACGGAUUCAGAAACAGUCACGCCCGAUGGGCAGAUGAUGGCAGCAAGUGAUGGAGUUUCACCAGGGAAAAGCAACCCUUCAUCAGCAGCCGUAUCAGAAGAAGGAUUGGAAGCAGCAGAAGGGACAGGUUCGGAUGCAGUCACGUCUGGUGAGGAAUCAGCAGCAGGUGAUGAAGUGUCACCAGGGAAAAGCAACCCUUCAUCAGCAGCUGUAUCAGAAGAAGGGUCGGAACCAGGAGAAGGAUCAGCGGCAGGAGAAGGAUCAGCGUUAGAAGAAGAACCACCAUCAGCAGCAGAAACACCAGGGGUAGGGGAUUCUGAUCCAGCAGUGCGAAUCCCUUCGGUUAGCCUGGGAAAUGCAGAUGGCACUCUGCUAUUGGCGGUUCUGCGAGGGCAGAUGAGCGUGAGAGAGGCUGCAUGGCGGAAGGCAGAGGGUGCUGCGGGACAGAGUGAGGGAGUGAAGGAGGGAGAGGGUGAGGGAGAGAGUGAAUUGGAGAAUGAGGGAGAGGGUGAGGGAGAGAGUGAAUUGGAGAAUGAGGGAGAGAGGGAGGGAGAAGAGGAGGAAGGAGAGAAUGAGGGUGGGUGUGAGGGGGAGGAUGCAGCAAGCUGUGAAUGCGAUGAUUAUGCUGCUGAGAGCAGGGCAAUUGAAUCGCCUUCUGACUUUGCCAUAAGGAAUUAA
Closterium sp. Naga37s-1 is the source of this 2724-nucleotide messenger RNA. The record is from the annotation of a GenBank genome assembly. Lineage: Eukaryota; Viridiplantae; Streptophyta; Zygnematophyceae; Desmidiales; Closteriaceae.